AUGACUAAAUACUUUACGUUAGAAAUAAACUAACAACCCUUUUAAAGCAAUAUUACCUAAAUAUAAAAAAUACUGAUUCCUAAUAAUUAUCAUGGAACAUGUGAAGGUGAGAGGACUUGUAUAGCCGAUAGCUUUCAGAUAAUUUAAGGAAGUUUGCUGGACGAAAUAAACGGUUCUAGCUUUGUGGAUGCGGUCAAUUAUUCUUAAAAAUGCCUAUUGGAAGUUAUUUUUUCUACUCAAAGAGGAAUAAUUUAGAAGUCGAUUUAAGUAGCAUUACUAGAUUCUAGAUCCCAUCUAAUUUCGAAAAGAUUUAUGCUGAUGUUUAUUUCGUGA
This is a messenger RNA of Paramecium octaurelia, 333 nucleotides long. The record is from the annotation of a GenBank genome assembly. Lineage: Eukaryota; Ciliophora; Oligohymenophorea; Peniculida; Parameciidae.